Anolis carolinensis (green anole) is the source of this 3161-nucleotide messenger RNA. RefSeq names its product heparanase (gene hpse). The coding region runs from base 16 to 1836 and encodes 606 amino acids. Gene Ontology annotation, molecular function: hydrolase activity, acting on glycosyl bonds. The record is from RefSeq and is a predicted model, not a curated record. Gene Ontology annotation, biological process: angiogenesis involved in wound healing; cell-matrix adhesion. The transcript has 12 exons. Lineage: Eukaryota; Metazoa; Chordata; Lepidosauria; Squamata; Anolidae. Gene Ontology annotation, cellular component: membrane; extracellular matrix.
GAGCAUGCACAGAGCAUGGGCUCUCCCACAGUCUACCAGCUUGUGCUCUUCCCUCCCUGUGAGCAUGAGGUCCGCCUUGGUCCGCUUUUUCUGGGCGUCCCUUUGACUCACGAGGAGGGCGGGGAGGAAGGCAGGCAGGCAGGCAGGCUCCCUCCUCCUCCUCCUCCUGGGUCUCCAGAUGCAGCCGGGCGGCGUCCCUUGACAGCUUCCUCCUCCGCCCCAGCCCUGAAGAUGCCUCCGCCGCUCCUCUUGCUGGCCUGGGGGGCUCUGUCUCUCUGCUGCCGGGGGUCUCUCUCCGAGGCCGGGGCAGAGCUCCUCUUCCAGGCGGGGGAGCGAGCCCUGCGGCAGGUCAGCCCUUUCUUCCUCUCGCUCACCAUCGAUGCCAACUUGGCCACGGAUCCCCGGUACAUCGCCUUUCUAGGCUCUGCGAAAUUGCGCACAUUAGCAAGAGGCUUGUCUCCAGGCUUUCUGAGGUUUGGAGGCACAAAAACGGACUUCUUGAUUUUUGAUCCCAAAGAAGAGCCAACGCUGGAGGAGAAGGUUUUCCUGGAUCAGGUAGCUAGACAAGAUGCUGCAGAUGUUUGCAGAUUCAGAUCUCCGCCAUUGGACGUCAUGCAGGUCUUGCAGAGUCAAUGGCCCUUCCAAGCAAUGGUUCUUCUCAGAGACCAAUACAAGAAUAAGUACAGAAACACCACCAUUACACGAAGCACAGUUGAUAUUUUGUACAACUUCGCACACUGUGCUGGUUUGCAUCUAAUCUUUGGACUCAACGCUUUGCUAAGGAAAGGCAGCUCUCAGUGGGACAGCACCAACGCACAGUUAAUUUUGGAUUACACCGAUUCCCAGAAUUACAGCAUGUCCUGGGAACUUGGAAAUGAACCUAACAGCUUCAAGCACAAGUCUGGCAUUUAUAUUGAUGGCUACCAACUAGGGCAGGAUUUCAUACACCUCCGUCAGCUUUUGAACAAUUACAGCCGCUACAGAACUGCCAAACUCUAUGGCCCCGAUGUAGGUCAGCCAAGGAAAAACACUCAGAAGUUGCUGAGGAGAUUCUUGAAAUCAGGAGGGAAAGUAAUAGAUUCUGUUACAUGGCACCACUACUAUUUAAAUGGACGAACUGCUACCCGAGAGGAUUUCAUGAGUCCGGAUGUGCUAGAUACCUUCAUCACAGCUGUACAGGAAGAGCUCCAGCUUGUUGAUGACACGGUGCCAGGGAAGAGUGUGUGGCUGGGAGAAACAAGUUCAGCCUAUGGAGGUGGUGCUCCCCAGCUCUCCAAUACAUAUCUUGCCGGCUUCAUGUGGUUAGAUAAGCUAGGACUGUCUGCUCGGCUAGGCAUUGAUGUAGUGAUGAGACAGGUUUUAUUUGGAGCAGGAAGCUAUCAUCUGGUGAGCGCCAGCUUUGAACCUUUGCCUGAUUAUUGGCUCUCUCUGGUAUACAAGAAACUGGUGGGCACUAAAGUCCUGCAUGUGGACAUUACUGGCGAAGAUCCGAGGAAGCUUCGAGUGUAUCUUCACUGCACCAACGAGCAUCACCCAAAAUACAGAGAUGGAGAUGUGACGUUAUUUGCCUUAAACCUCAACAACCGCACCAAACGCUUGCUGUUACCCACUUACUUCGCCAACAAGCAGAUUGAUGAAUAUCUUCUACUACCUCAUGGAAACAGUCUACUUUCCACAUCUAUUCGGCUGAACGGCCGUCUCCUAAAACUGGUGGGUGACGAAACUUUGCCAUCUCUCAUCGAGAAGCCUCUCAGUCCAGGGAGCAGACUUGGGCUCCCGGCUUUUUCGUAUGGAUUUUACGUCAUAAGAAAUGCCAAAGUCAGGGCUUGCAUUUAGCAAGACUAGUUGGAAGGCCAUAGCCUUGUCAGACUUUCAACGUUUCCAAAUAUUUUGAUACCAAGGAAGAAAGUGUGUCAAAAGAAAAGGGCAUUAUCUGGAGCUUGCUGUUUAAAAGUUUUUUUUCUACCUUAAAAAAAUCCUUUCUGCAAGAAUUACUCAAGCACUUUGUUUCAACCACGGUUGUGCCAAAAAUGGAUUUAUUCCACUUACUCCUCCUACUGAACCAUGAAACAUAUGGGAGGGAACGGUCCCUUUCUCUCUGCCUGACCUACCUCACAGGGUUGUUGUGGGGAUAAAAUGGGAAAGGGAAGACUGGAUGCCUUGGGUUUGCUAGAGGAAAAGUGAGAUAUAAGUCUGGCAAAUAAUCAAGAGAUGUCUAGCAGUGUAAUGCUGAGUGUAAGUAGGCAAGCAGAUAAAGCAUCAAGUCAAAGACAUUUAAAGGCAACAAAGUGUGACCACAUGACCUUAAGGCACAAGGGAUAUUGCAAAAAGCCUAUUUAUGUAAGAGGUUCCUUCUGCUUUCUUAUAAAGCUAGGAAGACAGAGCUCAACAUAGCUGCUCAGUUGGUCUCAGGGUAUUAAUGAGGAAGUAGAUUUCAUUUCAUAGCCUCUUCCAGAAAUGGGCUUUCUCCAGCAAAUGCGGCUUUUUGCUGCCACCUCUGGCACAUUCACGUGGCUGCAUGCAAAAUAGGCAGUGUUUCUUCCACUCUCUAAGCUGGGAAAUUGCAUGUUUGCCAUACAGGAGGGCCAGGGAACACUUAUGUCUAAGUGUGCAUCUACACUGUAGACUUGAUGCAGUUCGACAGCACUUUAACUAACAGAACUCAGUACUAUGAAAUCACAGGAGCUGCAGUUUGACAAGACCUUGAACCUUUUUAAAACAAAGAGUGCUGGUGCAUUACACGUUACAUAUUCCAUGAUUCCAUAGCACUGAGCCAAAGCAGUUAAAGUGAUGUCAAAAUGCAUUAAUUCUACAGUGUAGGUGCAUCCUAAAACACUGUUCAGUGCAAAAUGACUUUCCUCAACCUAUGCUCUUCUCCUAAUGUAUGGGAGUACAUAUCCCACCAUCCCCAAACCAGAGGCUGCCUGGGACGAUGGAGACUGCAGUUAACACAUCAGAGGCCAUCACACUGGAGAAGGCAAAAUGGACUAGAGGGCUGAUUCACUAUUAAGGCAGUUUUGGAGGUUCCUAGAUUUUGGUUCCAAACCUGCUAAAAGGCAGUCUCAUAAAAUCCUUAUUUUUACUAUGCUUUGAUGUGUGUUGUUAUACAAUUGGGGGGGGGGGGGGGGUGUAUUUGCAUAUGUCAAAAUAAACUGUUUUAU